AGACAGAAACACGCGAAUGAAUCUAUGAAUUUGCUAGAUAUUUAAAUCUACUUAACGAUAUAAGCAGAACAAAGGAAUGGUAAGAAUUACAGAGCAACUUGUCAGAAAGCGAUCAGAGCACAAUGAAGGAGAAAUAUCAACGCUAGAAGAAAUAUCUCUGCACCAAGAGAACAUCGAUAAAAUCGAGGGUCUUGACAAGUGGUGCCGUCAUCUUAAGAUAUUACUUUUACAGUCAAACCUUAUCCCCAAAAUUGAAAAUGUAUCAAGAUUGAAGAAACUUGAAUAUUUGAAUUUGGCACUGAAUAACAUUGAGAGAAUAGAAAAUUUGGAAGGAUGUGAGUCACUCCAAAAGUUAGAUCUUACUGUCAAUUUUGUUGGGGAACUCACAAGUGUGAAAACUUUGAAAAAUAAUAUUCAUCUAGAUUUACUGUACCUGACUGGAAACCCAUGCACUGAUUUCAUAGGCUACAGAAAAUAUGUUAUUGCAACUCUGCCACAGCUGAAAAGUCUUGAUGGACGAAACAUCGAGAGGUCUGAGAGAAUUUUGGCAAUGCAGGAAUAUAAUGAAGUCAAAAAGUUGAUUUUGUCCCAAGAGCAAGAAUAUAAAGGGAGGAGGUUAGCCCAGAAACAGCAAGCCGAGCGAAGGGCAGAAGAAGAGGAGACAAAUUAUGCAGCAGCACAAGAUAAGCCUGAAGAGGAGAAACUGCAAGAGUUUUGGUCUCAAGUGAGUGAACACAGUCCAGAAACAAGACUGCAUAUAGCAGCACAGGUUCUUAAACAGCAGGAGGAAAAACAGAAGGGGCUCAGUGCUGACUCGACUAGACCACCAAAACGGGAAUACAAGCUGUUCAAUGCUGUCGGGAAACCUCUCAAUGUUAAUGAGGCCAAGAUACCAUUUCUCCUCACCGAGGACGACAAGCUGAACAGCCUUGUUCUAGACAUUGCUGUGUAUAAGUACCUUGACACAUCUCUGCUAGAUGUGGACAUCCAACCAACGUAUGUGAAAGUACUUAUCAAGGGCAAAAUAUUCCAAAUUGUGUUCCCUGAGGAAAUUAACACUGAGUCAUCAAGGGCUGAGAGAUCACAAACAACAGGUCACCUAGUGCUAACUAUGCCCAAGGUGAAUGGUGAAGUAAAACCCAAAACAGUGAAACAUACUCCAACCACAAGGAAAGAUGAUCAGACCAGAAAUUAUUCAAACACAAUUCGGAGAGAGAUGCUGGAAAUUGGGAGAUCUGAGGACAUGGACUUCAGCAGGAUUGUGAAACUAAGGCAAUACAAUCAGCAGUGUAACAGUGCGAGAGAUGGGAAGGGGCGGUGUGAAGCAGUAACUGAUUUUGUGGAUGACCCAGAAGUGCCGCCUCUUGAAUAAUACAGCUGGGCACAUUCUGAACUGUAAAGAGUCAGUACUGUAUCCUGAACUUGCUGAACCUAAAGGUACAGCUCAUAGGGACACGAGAGCUACGUUCCUCUGCUGAGAGUUCAGGAAUCUGGAUCUGGCACUUGAAACCACAUAUUUAGCUCCUCCUCCUUUAAUGCAAUAAUCAGAAUGAUACUGAUUCUCUCUUAGGUCUUUGCCCCUUGUGGAUUUAGGCAGCGUAGCUGAUGUUUGGGGCAUACGUGCUGCCUCCAGCUUCAUGGCGGAAGUGAGUAGGAUCAGUAAGUGUUCAUGUGUACAUAGGUCUUUGUCCAAGAAACCCCUGGAGGAGAGGUGGGGGCUAGUGACUGGUCCAGGCCGAUGAGUACGAGUAUUAGGGGUGAGCCAUAAAAACUGGCCCUAGCACUGCGACCUUCAAUGAUCUAUUGAGCUUCCCCUUUGGAUUAACCCU
Messenger RNA from Cryptotermes secundus, 1829 nucleotides. Its product is annotated as protein tilB homolog. NCBI's taxonomy places the organism in Eukaryota, Metazoa, Arthropoda, Insecta, Blattodea, Kalotermitidae. The coding region runs from base 77 to 1372 and encodes 431 amino acids. Gene Ontology annotation, cellular component: cytoplasm. The record is from RefSeq and is a predicted model, not a curated record. Gene Ontology annotation, molecular function: protein binding. The transcript is spliced from 9 exons. Gene Ontology annotation, biological process: outer dynein arm assembly.